GGGUACCGCUGCCCCGAGCCGCAGUGCGCGCUUGCCUUCGCCAAGAAGCACCAGCUCCAGGUGCACCUGCUGACGCACGGCGGCGGCCAGGGCCGGCGGCCCUUCAAGUGCCCGCUGGACGGCUGUGGCUGGGCCUUCACCACGUCGUACAAGCUCAAGCGGCACUUGCAGUCGCAUGAUAAGCUGCGGCCUUUCGGCUGCCCGGUGGGCGGCUGCGGCAAGAAGUUUACCACCGUUUACAACCUCAGGGCGCACAUGAAGGGCCACGAGCAGGAGAGCCUGUUCAAGUGCGAGGUGUGCGCCGAGCGCUUCCCCACGCACGCCAAGCUUAGCUCGCACCAGCGCAGCCACUUCGAGCCCGAGCGGCCCUACAAGUGCGACUUUCCCGGCUGUGAGAAGACGUUCAUCACAGUGAGCGCUCUGUUCUCCCAUAACCGGGCCCACUUCAGGGAACAGGAACUCUUUUCUUGCUCCUUCCCUGGAUGCAGCAAACAGUAUGACAAAGCCUGUCGUCUGAAAAUCCACCUGAGAAGCCAUACAGGCGAAAGACCGUUUAUCUGUGAUUCUGACAGUUGUGGCUGGACCUUCACCAGCAUGUCUAAACUCCUGAGGCACAAAAGGAAGCACGACGAGGACCGCCGCUUUCCCUGCCCCGUCGAGGGCUGCGGGAAGUCGUUCACCAGGGCCGAGCACCUCAAGGGCCACAGCGUCACCCACCUGGGCACCAAGCCCUUCGCGUGUCCCAUGGAAGGGUGCUGUGCCAGGUUCUCCGCGCGGAGCAGCCUCUACAUACAUUCCAAGAAGCACCUGCAGGACGUGGCCGCCGCGAAAAGCAGGUGCCCGGUGUCCAGCUGCCACAGGCUCUUUGCUUCCAAGCACAGCGUGAAGGCCCACGUGAUCCGGCAGCACCACCGGCACCCAGACCUCUUCCCUCCGCUGGGAGCUCCAAGCGCGCUCGCGCCCGGCAGUGACCUCAGCAGCCCUGGCCAGAGUGAGUUCAGCAGCGUGGACCUGGCGGUCCUCUUCUGCGACACGCCUGGCGACAGCGGUGGUGCCCCCAGGGCCUCCGACGAGGCGCUCCACGCUGGGAUCCUGACUGUCGACGUGACUUCUGUGAGCGCCUCUCUCGGGGGGGGCCUCCCUGCCAGUCAGGCUGCCUCAGGGCCCAUGGGCCCCUUGGUCUUGGUGGCCCACAGUGACAUCCCACUGGGCCCGGACAGGCCCCUCGUCCUCGGGACGGCAGCCACGGUUCUCCAGCAGGGCAGCCUCGCUGCAGGUGACGUGCAGGCCAUGGACCCAGGGGCGCUGGGCUGUCUGGUGGCCCUGCCCGUGAAGAGCUUGAGUCGGGACCCCCAGGCUUUGACCUCUGCGAGCGGCCCCCAGGGAGACAGCAGUGCCUUGGAGCUGCUGGUUCCCAUCAAAGUGGAACCAGACUCGGUCCCCGACCCCGACGCCGUCAGACAGCAGGCGUGGAGCGGAGGGGCGCCGCGGCCUGUGGAGCCCAGCCCUGCAGAGGAGCUCGGACCUCGGAAAGACGCGGGACUUGGCGCGGGGACCGGCGGCUUCUACUUGGAAGGCGGGGGCUCAGCAAGAACUGAUUCCCGAGCCAUUCAACUGGCCAAGGAAAAAAAGCAGAGAGGAGCUGGGAGCCACACAGUGCUGACGGCCCCACCCCCUCCGGAGGCCGAGCGGCUGCCACCCCGAGUCUCAUUGUCAGACUGUCUGAAGGGGCCUGUCUGCCAGAUGGCGCGUUCCAGGGGCCUCGAGACUCCUUCCCGGGGGCUGGGCCACGGGGCAAGGGCGCUGCUGCCUCGGGACGCCCGGCGGGCGUGCUGGGAAGCAGAUUCAAACACGUGA
This is a messenger RNA of Lipotes vexillifer (Yangtze River dolphin), 1857 nucleotides long. It is a transcript of the gene ZXDC, whose product is annotated as ZXD family zinc finger C. Gene Ontology annotation, cellular component: nucleus. NCBI's taxonomy places the organism in Eukaryota, Metazoa, Chordata, Mammalia, Artiodactyla, Lipotidae. Gene Ontology annotation, molecular function: transcription coregulator activity. The annotation marks the transcript as partial. The record is from RefSeq and is a predicted model, not a curated record. Gene Ontology annotation, biological process: regulation of transcription by RNA polymerase II. The transcript has 9 exons.